Chionomys nivalis (European snow vole) is the source of this 2623-nucleotide messenger RNA. It is a transcript of the gene Stom, whose product is annotated as stomatin. Gene Ontology annotation, cellular component: plasma membrane. The record is from RefSeq and is a predicted model, not a curated record. The coding region runs from base 33 to 917 and encodes 294 amino acids. The transcript has 7 exons. NCBI's taxonomy places the organism in Eukaryota, Metazoa, Chordata, Mammalia, Rodentia, Cricetidae.
GGCUUUCUGAGGCUCCAGCUUUCGGGACUAACAUGGUGAAGAGCGAUUCCGACUCAAGCAAUAUGUCUGAGAAACGACCUUCCGACCACGUCGUGACUCAGCGGCUCCCCGAGUCCUUCAGGGAAAACUCCAGGACAGAACUGGGACCAUGCGGAUGGAUUUUGGUGGCUUUCUCGUUCUUGUUCGUACUUAUAACCUUCCCGUUAUCAAUAUGGAUUUGCAUAAAGAUUGUAAAGGAGUAUGAAAGGGUCAUCAUCUUCAGGCUGGGUCGCAUUUUGCAAGGAGGCGCCAGAGGACCUGGUCUGUUUUUUAUCCUGCCCUGCACUGACAGCGUCAUCAAGGUGGACAUGAGGACCAUCUCCUUUGAUAUUCCUCCUCAGGAGGUCCUCACUAAGGAUUCAGUGACGAUCAGUGUGGAUGGCGUGGUCUAUUACCGUGUUCAGAAUGCAACCCUGGCUGUGGCAAAUAUCACCAAUGCAGAUUCGGCAACCCGUCUUUUGGCACAAACCACGCUGAGGAAUGCCUUGGGCACCAAGAACCUGUCUCAGAUUCUCUCUGACAGGGAGGAGAUUGCACACCACAUGCAGAGUACACUGGAUGACGCCACUGAUGACUGGGGAAUAAAGGUGGAGCGCGUGGAGAUUAAGGACGUGAAACUGCCGGUCCAGCUCCAGAGAGCCAUGGCUGCAGAGGCAGAGGCUGCCCGGGAGGCAAGAGCCAAGGUGAUUGCAGCUGAGGGAGAGAUGAAUGCGUCCAGAGCUCUGAAAGAAGCUUCCAUAGUUAUCACCGAGUCCCCUGCCGCCCUUCAGCUCCGGUACCUACAAACCCUGACCACUAUCGCUGCAGAGAAGAACUCCACCAUUGUCUUCCCUCUGCCCAUCGAUAUGCUGCAGGGCCUCAUGGGCUCUAAACACUGAGCUGUGCAGGUCUGUGCAGCACUGUGCUGAGCCCUUCCCAGGGGAAAGUGGGGACCAAUUUAGCCGUUCAGUCGCAGCGAGAUUAGCAGGAAGCUUGACUGUUCCCAUCCCUCCCCUUUUCUGUAUGUAGACCGAGGGACUCUUAGAAGGGACAGGAAUCCUAAGAGCAGCUGAGAGACCACUUUGGAGCUAGGACGUAGCUCAAUAGUAGAGCAUUUGUGUAGCAGGCUCCGGGUUUCAUCUUUAGCACCAAAACAAACAAAAUCACUUCCUUGUAAAUACUGAGACAGAUGGGUGGUUUAUGCACCGUAACUUACUCUUUACUAAAUCUGCAUCUUAUUUUGUGGUAGGCUGAAGCCCUCUCUAACUUCCUUUAAACUGUCCAAGCCCUAUGUGAGCAGUCAAGCCAGGCGAGGGACACAGCCUCGACAUGCCACCCGACCCCACUGGGCAAAUGCUCUGCACAGUGAAGACUUGUGUCACCCUGCUUCUCUGGGCCACCUGUGCCUUCCCAUCAGGGAAUCUUAAAGGGCAUUUCCCCAGUGUCUGUCUGCCUGAUCUAAGCCCAGACUUCUCCAUGAUCCUAUCAGAACUCGAGAAAGAGGCUUGACUGUCCCUCCCGGGGGCCUGUACCACCCCCUCUGGGUACCAUACUUCCCCACUGUGGUGGGUGGUCCUUUUGAAAACAAUGCCUGCAGUUUUUACAAGCCCUUUGUGCCUCCCCCAGACUUGAUGGUCCCUUUCUGUGCUGCCUUAAAGAGCAGCUAAAUUCUUGUCACAAAAGUGCUUUUUCUCACUUUUGCCUAUUUUCAUGUAUCAGGUUUUAAAAUUUUUGAUUUUUAAAACUAACUUUUUAAGUUCUAUAAAUAAUUGUUAUAUGCCCAUUUGAAUAGCGUACAUACAGAAGUACUUUUUUAAAAGAAUCUUAAGAAAACCAUUAUACUUUGCUGUCUGCAUACUGUUAACUACUCUACACUAUGAGUGUUGUGACUGCUGAUCCUACCCGAGCAGUUUAACACGCGGAACGGGAGCGUGUGAUCCCUGAUCUUGCACAGACACCCGUGCUGAGCUCUCGCUGCAGAGGGAAAAUGCUUGUUUGGCUAGGAUUUUUGCUGUUGUUUUCAUCAAACGUUGAUACCAAUAGAGGAAGUGGUCGGUCCCUGUGGGCCACAGUUUCUUAUUGUGACAUCCUUCCCUUGGCCUGGAAAGCUUGGUGGUGACUUUUGCAACAUCUUUGAGGCUCUUGAUUCACCUGGAGAAGCCUAAAAGAACAGCUCCCUGUGGUGGGAGCACUAUUCACUCCGCUGUGCGCUGCAGGCCCACAUGGAGCCUCCACCUCCCUCACACCUGGUUUCUAAGCCUUGAACCCAGCUGGGUUUUCUAGAGAUUUCCACCCAGAACUCUAGUUGCAUUUGCAUUUUGAAUUUAAAAUGAUGGUUUCAUCUGUUUGGAGAAGUGACUUUCCCUCCACUGAGGACCAGGUACACCCACACCUGCUCAGAGGGAGAAAAUGGUACACCGGGUCUCUAGAUUUCUCCCAACAGACACCGACUGGCCUUUGCUUCUGUGCCUUGUGAAUUAGUCACCCAGUAGACUACAGCGCAGUCACAGGGAGAAGAGGGGAACGGCGAGCCAUGGGAAGGGUGCUGCUGUGGGUUUUCAAGAGUCCUCCCCUUCAGCCGUGUGUAAUAAAGUGUGUACCCUAU